Molecule: messenger RNA, 432 nt
Organism: Arabis nemorensis
Lineage: Eukaryota; Viridiplantae; Streptophyta; Magnoliopsida; Brassicales; Brassicaceae
Source: the annotation of a GenBank genome assembly
AUGGCUUCUCCACCAAUUUCAGAUACAGGACAAAUCCAAAUCCCACUCGCUGCCAUUGAUUCCUUAAUGCCAUCUCCGAGCAGGAGAAUGGAGGUGAUCUUUGAACAUCCGACUUCCUCUCCCUCCUCUGUGCAACAAAAUUUAGAUACACACCAGACUACCUUUCUACCUGUUGUGUUGCAAUUGGCCGAUGUAAUCGAAGAAUCAGUGACACAACAAGUGAAGGAUUCUUCUUUGCACCUUGAUGGAGAACCUUCUCGUCUCUCACCUCCACAAGGAGCUUGGGCAAAACCCCUACCAGACACAGUUGCUCAUCGGAGUACUGCCGUCUCAACCUCAAACUGGCCGGAGCUAUCUACUGGGAGAAUUCAACAACGUCGUUCUCCAGGUUUGCAUUCGAAAGUUUCAAACAUAAAGACCCGGCCUUGGUAG